Molecule: messenger RNA, 1935 nt
Organism: Bufo gargarizans (Asiatic toad)
Lineage: Eukaryota; Metazoa; Chordata; Amphibia; Anura; Bufonidae
Gene: GNAT2
Product: G protein subunit alpha transducin 2
Exons: 9
Coding region: 707-1771 (354 amino acids)
Biological process (GO): detection of chemical stimulus involved in sensory perception of bitter taste; adenylate cyclase-modulating G protein-coupled receptor signaling pathway
Cellular component (GO): photoreceptor outer segment; photoreceptor inner segment; heterotrimeric G-protein complex
Molecular function (GO): G-protein beta/gamma-subunit complex binding; GTP binding; G protein-coupled receptor binding
Source: RefSeq, a predicted model, not a curated record
AUGUCCCUCUAUUAACAAGGUGUAAGGCAGUGCUGUAAUUACUUAAGUCACAGAUGCCCUAUCAUGAACCAUGGAGGAGUGGAGAUAACAGGCAGAGAACAGGACGUGAUGUAUGACAGCCCAUAAUUCAUGAAGGAAGAGAAGGGAGAUACAAGAAUACAAGAUGUCAUGCAAGCAGGAGUAAAACACCAGGUUCAUGGUACAGUGUACAGACGACAGUGUAUUACUACUCUCAGAGACCAUAAUGGGAUUUCUUAAGUCAGGUGAUGACUGGAGAGCUUUCCUUCCAAGAAGCUCAUCUACCAAGAAUCACAGAAACAGAAAGGAAGAAGGAGGAAGACGUGUGGCGAGACAUGUUAAAAGAAAAUUCUCAUAACAUAUGAAAGAAAACAGCUGAAAAUAGAAUGGAAAGAGACAGGUGAGAUAUAUUGGACAAAGAAAGAGAGAGCGAGAGACAGACAGAAUAAGGUUAUAGUGGUGCACAAACUCUGGAAAACUGGAAUCUCAGAACAAGAAACUUAAAACUGAUAUUCCCCUCAAAAGAACAAACCUCAAUAUCUGCAAAGACAAUAGGGGACACAAGGCCAUCAAACACAGUCGAAGGUUGCAGGACAACGUGGAGGGCAAGCAGGAACAAGAGGGAAACUUGCUGAUAUCCAUAUCACAGGCACUGGAGGAUAACGGGACAGAGAGUGAAGAUACAGAAAUGGGAAGUGGAGCUAGUGCAGAAGACAAGGAGCUGGCAAAGAGAUCUAAGGAGCUAGAAAAAAAACUACAAGAGGAUGCGGCAAAAGAUGCCAAGACAGUAAAACUACUACUGCUCGGUGCCGGAGAGUCUGGAAAGAGCACUAUAGUGAAGCAAAUGAAGAUUAUACACCAGGAUGGAUACUCAGAGGAGGAAUGCAUGGAGUUCAAGUCUAUUAUCUAUGGCAAUGUGCUACAGUCAAUCCUUGCUAUAGUCCGCGCUAUGUCCACCCUUGGUAUUGAUUAUAAAGACCCAAGCAGAGCGGAUGAUGGUCGGCUCCUUUUCCACCUUGCAGACUCCAUUGAGGAGGGUACAAUGCCUCCAGAGCUUGUGGAGGUGAUCCAGAAGCUUUGGAAAGAUGAUGGGGUGCAAGCUUCUUUUGAAAGGGCAGCAGAAUACCAACUGAAUGACUCUGCACCAUAUUACCUUAACGAACUGGACAGGAUCACAGCACCUGAUUACCUCCCAAAUGAGCAAGAUGUUCUCCGAUCUCGUGUGAAGACAACAGGAAUCAUAGAGUCGCAGUUCUCAUUUAAAGAUCUCCACUUCAGAAUGUUUGACGUGGGAGGACAGAGGUCGGAACGCAAGAAAUGGAUACACUGUUUUGAAGGGGUCACUUGCAUUAUAUUCUGUGGAGCAUUAAGCGCAUACGACAUGGUCCUGGUGGAAGAUGAGGAAGUGAACCGGAUGCAUGAAUCUCUUCAUCUCUUCAACAGCAUUUGUAACCAUAAGUUCUUUGCCGCCACGUCCAUAGUGCUUUUCCUAAACAAGAAGGAUCUUUUUGAACAGAAAAUCAAGAAAGUUCAUCUAAGUAUCUGUUUCCCAGACUAUGAUGGUCCAAACACGUUUGAAGAUGCAGGAAAUUACAUCAAGUUACAGUUUCUUGAUUUAAACAUGAGGAAAGAUACCAAGGAGAUCUACGGCCACAUGACCUGUGCCACAGACACACAAAACGUUAAGUUUGUGUUUGAUGCAGUAACUGAUAUCGUCAUCAAGGAGACGCUGAAGGACUGUGGACUGUUCUGAAAGGCACAUUAGUUAUUGCUUAUUCUUUUUGAACAGGAUUGUAACCAGUAACAAGAGCCCAGAGCUACACUUUGUGUAAGCAUUGACAACCCUUCCAUACUUAUAUAAUAUACGUAGCACAAGAAACAAGUAUGUAGGUGGCGUAACGUCUACAGCUCUACAAA